Octopus sinensis (East Asian common octopus) is the source of this 5637-nucleotide messenger RNA. RefSeq lists its product as uncharacterized. The record is from RefSeq and is a predicted model, not a curated record. Gene Ontology annotation, biological process: nucleobase-containing compound metabolic process. The coding region runs from base 111 to 2348 and encodes 745 amino acids. Gene Ontology annotation, molecular function: 3'-5' exonuclease activity; nucleic acid binding. NCBI's taxonomy places the organism in Eukaryota, Metazoa, Mollusca, Cephalopoda, Octopoda, Octopodidae. The transcript has 12 exons.
UUGAGUAUAUUCGCGCUUCCUGUAUGUCACAACACCAUUUUCCACGAAUAUCUACAUCGAUACUUUAGGGAACUGAAUUUAUGAACAGUUUUUGAUUAUUUUUGUUGAUUAUGAAUCCCGAAAAAUGUUUGGGUCGGUCUGCAACAGUGGUGCUUCGAGAGGGAACCUAUCAUGGCAUUAUAAGUCGUUUAGACAGUGUUAGUCGGCGAAUAACUCUUCGAGAUGUAUGUGACCCUGUUAGUGGCAGAAAAUAUCCUGGACCUCGCCAUUUCUAUGUUGUAGAAAUUUUGGAAAUGAAAUUUGAUGUUGAUAAUGAAUAUCCUGAAGAAGAUGCAACACAGAGUGACAUGGCCAGCUUCAGUUAUGAGGAAGAUGAACCUAAUGAAUUUGAUACAGACGAAAAAAGUGAGGAAGAUGAGAUGACACAAACUGAAAAGAACCAUUCAAACAAAGACCUGGCAAAAUCAUGUGAUAAAUUCACUAUCGUAGAAAGCAAAAAUCUCAAAGCUACUUUAGAUUUCAUUCAAAGAGAACACUCAAUUGGUUUGAAUAUAGAGAGCUCAGGAGAAGGUCGAUUUGGGACAAUUGUCUGGGUUACGAUAGCAGUGAAAUCACACGUCUAUAUUUUUGACUUUAGAACUUUGGAGAAGAAAAUUUUCAGUCUUGGACUGAAAGCCAUUUUAGAGGACUUGACUAUAACUAAAUUUAUCCAUGAUUGCCGUUUUAUAUCAGAUCUUCUCUACAACAAAUAUAAUGUGCAAUUAGCAAAUGUUUUUGAUACACAGGUUGCUGAUGUGUUUGUUCAUCGUAUAUGGCAUGGGUGUGGUCAUCGAGAUACGUGGCCAAAACAUGUCCAGAACCUGGCUGCUUGUUUAUAUGGUCACUUGGAACUAAGCACAGAACAGAUAUCUUGCAUCCGAAUCAGGCAAAACAGAUCAAAACAAGAAGAAGAUUUUUGGACUCAACAUCCACUUUCUGCCUCACUAGCAGAACGUCUGUAUUCAAGUGUUGUCUACAUAGAAGAACUAGGACAUUUAUUAAUGAACAAAAUGAUGGUUGAAUAUUUGGCAUGUGUAGAUAUUUACCUUGGGACUACGAGGGACUUGAAUGAUUCUGAAGCUCUCUGGACAUUGAAUAAAAGAGAGUAUUUGCCGAAAUCUUUUUCUGAUCUACAUAAAUUUACUCAUGUUAUCAAAGAAAGUUUCAAAAAUAAGGAAAAUAGACCAGUUUAUUUUAGACAACCCAAAAGUUGUUCUUGUAAUUCUCCAACUUCAAAUAAAAAAACCUUGCAGUCUUCUGAAAAUUUUGUAAAUGUUAAGGAUACGAAGUGUCAGAAAGCCUCCAAGGUGUUUCCUUCACAUCAUAAUAAAGUCUGUAAAAAUGGUGAAAAAUCUUCUUCAUGUAAAAAAUUGGCAGACAGCAAAGGUCAUUCAACACUUAAACACUUUUUAAAUGAUAAAGAAUCAUUAAAAGAUUGUGAAGACUUCUUAAGCAAGAAAGAGCGUCCAUAUCAGAAAGAUUUUGAAUAUGUUAAAGAGCAGUCUUCACAUAAACAUUUUGAAAAUAUCAAAAGAACAUCUGUGCAGGAGACCUUGUGUGGUAAAGAAUGCUGCACAUGUUUUAAAGACUUCUCAAAAAACAAAGAACUUUCUUCAUAUAAAGAAUAUGAGGAUUGUCAACAGCCUUCUGCACAAUGUAAUUCAUUUUCCUCAACAAUGUUCAAAGAUCACAAAGAAACAAGGCAUCAGUCUGCUCACCUUAAAGACUACCUUAAGGACAAAGAAUCACCAUCUCAUAAAAAUUACAUGAACACUCCAGAUCCUUCACUUCAUUCCAAACGAUUCAUAAAGAACAAAGCAAUUUCAACAUCUAAAAAUUUCACAGAGGAAUCAUCAGAUAAGGAAUUAUCAGAUAGUAGCUCGGACAGUAAAAACACACCAGUCAGAAACAUGGACUUCACUAGUCUUAAGAAUUCUAAAGAGCCUGAAGAAGAAGAUAUUUUAGUUGAAGCUGCUCAAAAGAUUUUUCAGAGUGACUUCACACCGGGACUAAGAAAGUUUCUAGAGCUAUCAUCUGAUUCUAGGUCCAAAUUAAAUUGUUGGCGGACUGAGAAGGAAAGCAGUAGCUCAAACAUGGAGGAUUCCAAAUAUUCCUCAUGUGACGACCAUCAGGAAACAGAGAAAGUUAACAAUAAACUUGAUGUAGACAGUUCUCGUGUAAAUUGGUCUUUAUACAAAGGGGAUGUUCAUAAUUACAAUAAUGUGAACUUUUAUCCAGCAGGCUGUACCAUUCAUCCACCAAAAAAGGGAACUAAUAGCACAAGUGGUAAAAAGUAUAGACGCUCAUAGUCAAAAUAACAAUUCUGCUGAAAACCACCACUGCCCUUGCCACCACCACUCCUUGCUGAGGAGUAAAGAAAUAUUGAAGAAAUUACCAAUCAGUUUUAUAUUUUUGUUGAAAUUCCUGCCACAGAUCAAGUAACCAAUUCUGUCAAAAACACAAACUGUUUUAAAAUGUAUGAUAUUUUGUUAUAUGUAUUAUUUUAUAAUUAUAUUAUAUUGUAAAGAUUUUAUACCCAAGCACUUUUGCCAGUUGAACAGGCAUUGUUUUAUGGUUUAAAUACUGUUGAAGGGACAUCAUCAUAAUUUGUUUACAUUUAUACUACAGCUAACAGUUAUAAAAAUUAUACAUGCCAUCGUGGACAACGAAUGUUAAAUGAUGAUGAUAACAACAACGACAACAACUACGACUGGUGCUGCUGGUGAUUUCCAGAAUUUGUCAUUUUGUUUUACCAUUAUAUAUAAACCUUAACAUUAGCUGUGGCUGUGGUUAAAGAUAGACUUUUUCUUUUCAUAUUCUAUCCAGCCAAUAAUAGCUCAUUUCAGAACUCAAUCAAUCAAAAGUCAUUGCCUUGAAAGGGCAUUAAACUCACUACAUGCGGCACAGCUUCCUCCCCUAUGUUUUCUACCAUCUUGCUCUCGCAUUUCUAUCCUUCCUUUCACCAAGGGUUUCUGUGUGAAUUACCACAUAUACUAGAAGCAGUGUGUCAUGGUUUUCUGUUACGUUAACAAACUACUUACUUUUCAGUCUUUUAACAAUCAACAAAAGGGUUUCAUUGUUUGCGGUCUUCCUAACGCUGAUGUUCUGCAUUAUUCUGUCAUUAGUUUCAGCCAGAGAUUGUGGUUGUAUUGGGCCCCCCACUAUUAUGGAAUGCAAAGCUUCUUUCUAUACAAUUAUAUUUUAAAAGCCAUGGUCAUUUUCUUACUUUCAACAUCUAACCUAUCUGUAUCUAUACAGUACAGCUGAGAUUACUGUUGCUCUUUAUAAAAAUAUGUUUUUUGUCAUCAUCAUCAUCAUCAAUAUUUUAUGUCCAUUUUCCAUGCUGACCUGGGUUGGAUGACUUGACAGGAACUAGCAAGGCCAGGGGCUGCACCAAGUUCCAUAGUCUCUUUUGUCUAGGUUUCCAUGGCUGGAUGUCCUUCCUAAUGCCAACCACCCCACAGAGUGUAUUGGGUGCUCUUUACGUAGCACUAGCACCCACAUCAGUGCUUUAAUUUAAAAAUUCUUUUUCCAGAGUCUGAUUUUGCUAAAUCCACUGUAGUUCUUCAAUUCUAUGUUCCUCUUCAUUAUGUCUCUUAAACUAAUAUUCUCAGCAAGACAUGUUGUUAGGUCUCUGGAUUCUUCAUUUUCUACCUUAACCCUUUACCUUUUCCAUGUAUCAUAUAUGGUACACAUUCUGAAUCUUUCUUUUCAACCACCCGAGUAACUUGAGACUUAUGAAAGGCAAGCUUUAUAUUACUUGGUGUAUGAAACAAGGGCUAACUAAAAGUCUGAAAACAAGUAUGGCUAUUUAGGACAAGCUUACGAAAAUUGCUUGGACACCCAAAGAAUUAAAGAAAUAUCAUCAGUAGAAUGGAAAUUGCUGACUUUUCUACCUCUUACAUUAAUAUUUUCCUUCAAAAAUCACAAUCAUAAAUUGUUCAGAUUAGUGAAAGUAAUGUUUUGUUCCCAGAUUUUGUGGUUAUUUCUUUGACAAUGGCACACCUAGAUAUAAUUAGCUUUAUAAUUUGAAUACAUUAUAUGCUGACAGUUCCCCCUAUUUUGUAAUGAGGCAAGUUUGCAGAAUUGUUGAUAACUAGUGAACCAUUUCAGAUUGGUAAGCACAUUCAUAGUUAUAGAUACUUUGUAAUUUCUGUUGUGUUGUCAAUGAAAGGAAGCACACCUGACUACUGAAAAAGCUGUUUUACUCUUUUACUUGUUUCAGUCAUUUGACUGUGGUCAUGCUGGAGCACUGCCUUUAGUCGAGCAAAUCAACCCCAGGACUUAUUCUUUGUAAGCCUAGUACUUAUUCUAUCGAUGUGACUUCAGGUUGGAUCAUAUGACAUCAACAUACAAAACUCUUGUAACACUACUGUUGUAAAAGAAUAUCUUCAUAUAUCAUUUAUGAGCCAAGUCAUUGAUAUCAAUCUUAAUUUCAUUUGGUGAUAGGAUAUCCAUAAUCAUCAGUUGUUGCACAUUGGUCUUCUGAUCAUCUGAACCUUGCCUUGCUUCCAAUUUUGAUUGAGAAUGCCACUUUUAUCUUUCUUGUCAUCUUCAGGGCAUUUUGAUCAUUGUACACCAAAACUGUUCUGUCAUUUUUUUAUCAUCAAUAACAUUUUGCUUCCUCUUUGUAUUGGACAUCCCCACCCUGGUAUUGUGCCAGCUGUAGGAACAUAUCAUAAAGAAGCUUCAAUAUCAAAAGCUAUUGUUAAAGCUGUUCUUAUGUCCCAUCAAUGUCGAGGGGUUUUGCUUUCUUCUAGUAUGGAAAAUCAAUCAGUAAAUUGAGUAGAAAUCUCAAUAAAUUGGCAUCAAAGGAUCCAAAUUUUUUUUGUAAAGGUUCCUCAUUUUUACAGUCUGCAUUAUUCUUUCAUUCUGACUUAAGAUGUUGGAUAGUGUGGUGGAAUCUUAGAAAGUUUUAAACUAUCUUUUUAACUCUUUAGCAUCAAAACUGGCCUUAUCUAUUUCAAGUAUCAAUGGUGCAGGCAGCACUGCAAGUGUCAUCUUGAUAAAUUAUUAUAUCAGUGACAUCUAAGUUAUUUUACAUGGUAUGUUAAAAUAUGAUACUUGCUGUUAUUGGCAGUAACAGUUGCUGUCCAUCUGUCAUCGAGUACUUUCUCUUUUGAAAGCUUUAAAGAAUUAUAAAUUAAAUAUGAGAGGUAGAGCUGAUGAAGCAGGUAACUUAGAGUUUUUAUUUUUUUUUCCCUCUCAAUAUGAAUAUUUCAUAGAUUAUGUCAGUAAGAAGAAGCAAACUUGACUUUAAUGAAAAGGCAGCCAUGUAAAUGGUCUUCAUCAUGUGAUCAUCAGGUUGAGUCACAUGACUUUGGCAUUCAAAACUCAUGCAACUCUACUGCUGUAAAAAAAAAUUGUUAUGGUUAGAAAGUUGUGUCUGAGAUAGGUAUAAACAUAAUCCUGUUAUUUGGUGCACUACAUGAAUAUGAAGUUUCCAAUGAUCUCCCAGUAACUAAAUGAAGGUAACAGAAUAUUUUCUUGAUUUUUUUUUUCAUCCAUUCAUUGACAAUACAGUGUGAUUAUCAGGAACAUAUUUAUAACUAUUUUGUUGAAUCUGAAGAGAAUACAUAAAUUUGAACUUAAAUUUUA